Angiostrongylus costaricensis is the source of this 339-nucleotide messenger RNA. NCBI's taxonomy places the organism in Eukaryota, Metazoa, Nematoda, Chromadorea, Rhabditida, Metastrongylidae. The record is from the annotation of a GenBank genome assembly.
ACUUCGAGCGAAGUCCUUGUUGAUUUUUUCCUCGGUAGUAAUGACGAUUUGAUAGCUCAGCACGGUGGAAAAUAUCAUUUGCUUAUCCUUAGUAAUCUUAGCGUUUUGGAGUUUUCGUUGGGGUACUACUGUAUCUAUGUUCAGAAGCGCUUCGCUUUUGCCGAAAUGUGCAAGCAAGUGACCGAUUCUCUAAUGGAAGACAAUAUUCGUGGUCUGGAUGUGGAAAUUCUCAAUAAGGUCUCGGAUGGAACGGAGGACAGGUUGAAAGUGAGACUGACCUAUAAAGAAUUGUGCAUUCCGGAUUGUUUUGUGCAGGCAAAUUUGAUCACUUUGAAGUAG